AUGACAUCCGACGCCCAAGUCCCAGCGUUCGUGCAUCUUAGCGCGAUGCCGGACGGGAAACCCACGAAGAAGAACGCGGUGAUCGCCAAGUGCACCAGCUGCGCCAAGGCGAUUGACCAAGUUCACAUGCUCCACGCCAGCUACAAGGCCGUGAUCGAGCACUUUCGGCAGCUCCUCACGCACCUCCGCGCGUCCAAGGCCUCGGUGGUUCUAUGGCCGCCGGACGACGCAGUGAUUGCAGCCGCGGGCGGCGUCGGAUUCGGGAUUUUAAACGAGAUGGACGUCGAGAGCGGCCCCGUCACCGAGGCGGACGUGACGAUCCCACCCGUGUUGCUCUAUCUCCAUCCGCACUUGACCGUGGAAGACUUUGUCCGGUUUGCGACCGACCCGGUCUUUCUCUACAAGACGGCGCCGGUCUGCGAGAACUGCUACCUCGUGUACGCCGACUUUAGCACGUCGGCGCUCGAAGUAAAUACAGUGCGGGAGCACGCGCCUGCGAUUUUGCGGCCCAAGCGGCUCGUGCCACCGCUCAACGCGCGCUUUGAAGCCAAAAGUACCAAGCCGCCGGACGACGCGUGGCUGCCGAAACCCGCGAAAGCAAAACCAGCGCCCAAGAUGACGGUCAAGACCCAGUACCCGUUUACGGACCCGCCGACGCUGCCUGCGCGGAUCGACCAUACGAUGCUGAGCGACAUGGAGCGCAGCCUCCCGAGCGAUAUCAAGCGCGACGAUUUGAAAAAGGUGCCGUACUUGCCCGACGAGUGGAAGCAGGUGCCCGCCAUGGUGCCCAACCCCAACGUCCUCGCGCCUGCGCUCGUCAAGAAAGAAGACGAUUUCUUCACGGACCUCACCGCGUCGCACCUCAACUCCGAGUCGUUCCAUCGCCCACUGCAGCACAUGGUCGAGACCGCGUCGCGGCUCGAUGCGCUCAAGACAACAGCGCCAGCCUUGGGCAGUCUCCGAACCACCAAGCGCAAUCCAUAUGCGGUUGUGCAAAAGCUGGUCGGUCGCGACGACAUGAGCAGCACGUUCGAGAAGAAGGCCAGGGCCAAGGCCAAAAAGCAGCCACAUGCGUCGUUUCCGAGCGUUGCGCCCAGCGAAGACGAGCACACCACGUCGCGAAAGCACCGCGAGUUUCUACUGAACUCGCUCCGCGAGAUCCAACGCCAA
Messenger RNA from Saprolegnia parasitica CBS 223.65, 1170 nucleotides. RefSeq lists its product as hypothetical. The transcript has a single exon. NCBI's taxonomy places the organism in Eukaryota, Oomycota, Saprolegniomycetes, Saprolegniales, Saprolegniaceae. The record is from RefSeq and is a predicted model, not a curated record. The annotation marks the transcript as partial.